AUGCACGAUGCAACACAUCACCAUGAGCUGUGCCCUCAACAAGCUGUCAAGCAGACAGGCAAUUCGUAUGGCUCGCAAACAGUCAGCGGUCAUGCCCGCGCCGUGUUCGGGAACGUAAUCGUCAACAACGUAUACAGCGUGCCUAAUGCAGCAGAGACGAACCUGCGAACAGCCGUACUCGAAUGGCUCUCACCUCUGACCUUUCGACGCCUCCACGAAGAGAUCAGGGACAAAGCUAUACAGAAAGAUGACUCCAACCAGGCACGAACAAGUGGAGAGUAUUCGGGUAGAUGGCUGCUCGAAUCUGACACGCUUGAUGACUGGAGAUCGAGGAGAAUACGGAAGUUAUGGAUACACGGCAUGCCUGGUGCAGGCAAGAGUGUCCUCGCCUCGAUCAUUAUCGAUCAUCUCCUCAGUAUAUCUCAGGCCUUACCUAAAGAGAGUUCUUUCAAGGUCGCGUUUCUCUAUCUAAGCUACAAGGAGCAGCACUCUUUAGUACACCUCCUGGGUAGUAUCAUUCGACAGGCUGUCCAAGAUGACGAGAAAUUGCCUGAUCCAGUCCUGGAGGCAUUUAAGCGUUCAAGGAACCGUGGCGACGAACCUCCUACACAGAAAGACCUGUCGAUAAUGCUUGCUGAUCUUGUCCAGCUGAAACCUCUUUAUAUCGUGAUCGACGGACUGGACGAGUGUCACCGUGAGACUAGAGCAUCUCUGGUCAAGCUGCUGCAGCCUCAUGGUUUUCAGGACUUGAAGCUCAAUCUUCUCAUCAGCUCACGACUUUUAGACGAGUUUGAAACAUUGGCACGUGGUUUCGAGCGCGUGAACAUACGAGCUGACUCUCGAGAUAUCGACAUCUUUAUUGACCGUAUGUUUAGCGAAAAUGCCUACCUGGAAGACUUCCGCCAGCAAGAUCCAACAUUAUUGGACGAUGUCAAAGUGGCUAACAUGAGACAAUGUCUGCGUCAACUGCCAACCGAUAUCAAUUCAACCUACAAGCUUGCCGUCGAACGUAUACUUUCUCAGCAGGAAGAAAAGAAGAAGCUAGCACUGGACAUAUUCGCCUGGAUUCUACAUUCAGGUACCAUGACCUUACCAGAACUUCAGCACGCCCUGUCGGUCAAUCCAACUACUCGAGCUUUCGAUCCGGAAUAUCUGCACCAAGAGACCAGAAUCCGAGAUGUUUGUGGAGGGCUUGUCACUGUCACCAAACUUGAUGUUCGCUUUGUACACUAUACUGCACAGACAUAUUUCUCCCAACAUAUGGAAGAACUUUCGGUGAACGUGCAUGCAUGGAUUGUGGAAGUUUGUGUGAACUACCUCUCCAUGCCGGCACUUGAGCAACCCGAUGAUCGUGAGGAAAAGGUUUCUUUUGCCGAUGACCUCUGGGAGGAUCCUCAAGGCUCGCUGAAUACUCUUCAAAUUCACAAGAGAUACGGCAGCAAGGGUUCUCCUGGUCGAAACUCGAGAUCAAGAACACCAUCGCCAGCAGCUCAGAAGCAAUCUUCACGGCUCAAUUUCACCACAAAGCUCGAGCGCUUUCCUUUUGCAAGAUUUGCAGCACGUAACCUUGGCUAUCAUCUGCGUAAAGUCGUAGAUGCAGACUCGCAAGCUCGACUGAUUCAGCUUCUCAAGGAUUUGACUCGGGCUCGAGCAAAGAGAAACUUCUUGUGCAGGCUCUGGUGGACAAUGAGUCUCUACUAUGCAAAGCGAGAACAAAAGAUUACCGACCCAGAACUUUAUUCCAGUUUGGACAAGUCGGAUCUACAAGGCGAUCCUCCAACAGCCGUGACUUCCGGUGGGUCAUCUGGCUCCACACCAAAUAGGGAGAUAACAGCACUGCAUGUCGCCGGCUAUAUUGGCUGGCUUCCUCUGGUGGAAGUGCUGAUUAGUGAAGGUUGCGAACUCGACCCUGUUGACUUCGAUGGACGCACACCAUUCAUUGUUGCAGUACAGGAGGGACAUUACAAUGUAGUGGGAGCACUACUGGAGGCGGGCGCAAGCCUAAACCUUACAAGACCUGCUGGUCAAGAUAUCAUGCUACAAGCCGCACAAGAAGGACAUCUUGACGUUGUCACUAUGACGCUGGCUCAAGUCCUGAAACGGUACGAGGCGCAAUCCAUCACAUCUGCGCCGGCACAUCUUCGCAAGGAGGAAAACUACCUCGACUUUCUAAUUCAAUUGCUUCUCCAGCUUGUGUGGCUUAUACUGAGUGCGCGCACAAAAUCAUCGAACACUAACAACGAUGUUCCAGCUCAAGUGCUAGAGCCAAUGUCGAAAGACAUCAAAAAGGCCAUUCUAGCCCUUUGCGAUAGCAACCUCCGGCUUCUGGCUGCUGCAGGGCUUGGGGAGGCUGACAUAGUCCAGGAACUUCUCUCCAGGGAAUACAUCAGCGACGUCGAGCCAUACAGUCUUCACACAGUGAAGAUGGCAUUAUUUCUAGCGGUCGAGUCCGGAUUUGCCACGGCGGCAGAAGCUAUCCUUGCGAACGGAACGGACGUCAAUGAUACUGACUCACGUGGUAAUACAGUAUUGCAUAGAGCAGCGCUGCGCAAUGACCUGGCGAUGAUUGAGAUGUUACUUACCUAUAAUCCGGAUGUCAAUUACAAGGACAGUAAGGGUCGUACCGCGUGGUCACUCAUUAAUGAAGGCCAAGCAACAGAAACAUUUGUUGACAGAAGAAAAGUCCUCGAUGCAUUAAUCGAAGCCGGAGCAGAUCCUAACAUGCGCGAUCGCCAGGGUGUAUCCGUAUUGUAUGGAGCGGCUGCAGGUGGGCAUAUUGAAGUCGCGCGUUACUUGCUUGAAGUGGGUGUUGACCCUGGAUCUCAGACUAUCUAUGGUUGGGCACCUCUUCACUGGGCUGCAGCAGAUGGUCACCUGGAAGUUGUUCGGCUGCUUGUCGAGGCAGGUGCCAAUCUCAACCCUUUAUCAGACACAUCGAAAACGCCCCUUGAUCUUGCCAGAUCCUGGAAGGAGAAUCCAAACCGUGAUCUUACUGUCAAAUUAUUGGUCGAGGCAGGUGCACAAUCUGCACAAGAAGUUUUGGCUUCUCGUGCCACCCGGAAACUUGGCAAAUCUCCACUCACGUCUGCUGAGGAUGACAGCGAGCAUGAUCUUGAUGACGACCGAUCUAAUGUCUCGUCUCACGAAGUUGGCAAUAGGACCUUGGAUAAUAUGUGGCAACACAUCGAGGGUAUCACGGGUGACAGUGACGAUGGAGAUGGAAGUGAAUCAGAACACAACUCGGACGAAGAAACCAACGACGAGGAGCAAGCUCUUAUCGUUUGA
Molecule: messenger RNA, 3285 nt
Organism: Lithohypha guttulata
Lineage: Eukaryota; Fungi; Ascomycota; Eurotiomycetes; Chaetothyriales; Trichomeriaceae
Exons: 3
Coding region: 1-3285 (1094 amino acids)
Cellular component (GO): cytoplasm; nucleus
Molecular function (GO): protein binding
Source: RefSeq, a predicted model, not a curated record